AUGAUGCUAAAUUUUAGUAAAAACAAAUAUAAGAGUGAUUCAUUACUGAAAAUCAAGCUUCAUAAGGAUGCGAAUUCACAAACGAUCAACGUCGAGCAAGUAACUCAUUCACAAGAAACAACAGAAACAUUAACUACCGAUAAUAAAUCUCAUAUUCGAACAAAAUCCAUCGGAUUAAUAUUCGGUUUCUCAAUAAAAUCAAAAAUAUCAAAACAUUUUCAUCCAACGUUUCAAAAAGCCGUCAGGGCAACGAAAGAAAAGAAAUAUCAAGAAGCAACUGAAUAUUGGACAGAAUUACUACAGAAAUAUCCAGAAAGUUAUUCUGUAAGAUGUGAACGUGCAAAUGCCAAUUUUAACCAAAGUGAAUAUGGAAAAGCAUUACAAGAUUUGAACCUUGCAAUAAAACAAAAACCAUCGAAAGUAAAAGGAUAUUAUAUUAGACUUGAAGUAAAUAAAGCUUUGAAGAGAUAUGAUGAUGCGUUAUCAGAUAUAAAUUUUGUAUUAUACAUUAAUUCUAAAGAUAAAGAUGCUGAAUUUGCUCGGAUCCAAGUUCUUAUUCGUUUAAAAAGGCAAGCUUUAUAUGAAGAUGCUUUAAAAAGUUUAACUUCUGGAUUACAAUCAAAUCCAAAUGACGUAAAAUUAUUAUCUAAUCGAGGAAACGUAUAUCGUGCUCUACACCAAUAUGAUAAUGCGUUAACUGAUUUUAAUCAUGCUUUGAAACUUUAUCCAAAAAAUGUAAUUGCUUUAUUGAUAAUAAUAUCACAAAUACAUCAACUUCGCGGAUCAGCUCUUGAAGAAUUAGGUCAUCAACAAGAAGCUAAAUUAGCUUUGGCAAAUAUAAUGAAAUUACAACCAACUAAUAUUAAAGUUAUACAUCAACAUGCGAAUUUAUGUGAAUCACUAUCUUUAUAUUCUGAUUCAUUAUCUGAUUGGAAUAAAUUAUACAAUUUAUUAGAUCCUGAAUCUAAUUCUGAAUUUGAUAGAAAAGCUAUUAAAGCUGUUCUUUUAAAUCGAGGAAGAAUUCUAUUAAAACUUUGUAGAUAUGAAGAUGCAUUAUCCGAUUUUAAUCAAGGAUUAAAAUUAUUUCCACAAAAUGUUAGUUUAUUAUGUUAUAGAGCAGAAAUUUAUCAACAACUUGGUAGAUAUGAUGAAGCAUUAAAUGAUUUAAAUGAUAGUAUAGAUCAACCAAAAAAUACUUGUCAAUUUUAUGUUACUCGAGCUGGAAUUUAUAAAUCAUUAGAAAAAUAUCCUGAAGCUUAUAAAGAUUUAAAAAUGGUUUUAGAAUCAAAAUUUGAUCUUACGUCAGAAAUUUCAUAUAAUUCUUAUACACUCGGAUUAUGUUAUAGGGGUUCAAUUUAUCGAAUAUAUAAAAAAUAUGAUAAAGCUUUGGUUGAUCUGAAUCGAGUUAUUCAAAAAGAUCCGAAUAAUGCUUUAGCAUUGUGUGAACGAAGUGUUGUUUACAGAGAAAAAGGACAAUUUGAUGAUGCUUGGAAAGAUAUAGAAAAAAUGUUGCUAUGUUGUUAG
Molecule: messenger RNA, 1524 nt
Organism: Dentiscutata erythropus
Lineage: Eukaryota; Fungi; Glomeromycota; Glomeromycetes; Diversisporales; Gigasporaceae
Source: the annotation of a GenBank genome assembly